UUUGGGGAAUUUUGUGGAACUUCCAGAACUGACAAGAGUGAGCGCAGGCAGUGGCUCGCUGGAAUUUUAAGCCUGCAAUAAAAUUUACUCUACAGCUCAAAGAUGUCAGUGCAUUUCAACAAGGGACCUGCGUACGGACUCUCAGCAGAGGUGAACCGCAAGAUUGCCCAGAAAUAUGAUCCACAAAAAGAUGAGGAUAUUCGGCGAUGGAUUGAAGAUGUUACUGGAGUCACUCUUACUGAAAACCUAAUGGAUGGGCUGAAGAAUGGAGUCGUACUGUGCAAGCUUAUUAAUAAACUGCAGCCUGGCUCAGUGAAGAAAAUUAACGAAUCCCCACAGAACUGGCAUCAGUUGGAGAAUAUCGGAAACUUUCUCAAAGCAAUCGCAAAAUAUGGUGUGAAGCUUCACGACAGCUUUGAAGCCAACGACUUAUAUGAGAAUUGCAACUUGACCCAAGUUCAGACCACACUCAUGGCCCUGGCUAGCUUGGUGAGUGAAUCCGCAGUGACCACCUUAAUCAAAAUGCCCUGCAAUUAUUUAAUAGAAUAUCUGAUCCACUCAUCACUUGAGGCUAAGGUGAUCUCUUAUUUCACACAGGCGAAGACGAAAGGGUACCACACUAAAUCGGACAUCGGUGUGAGAUAUGCAGAGAAACAGCAACGUGUUUUUAAUAGUGAGACACUGAAAGCAGGACAGAACAUCAUUGGACUUCAGAUGGGGACAAAUAAAUUUGCCAGCCAGCAGGGUAUGACAGCCUAUGGCACCAGAAGGCAUCUGUAUGACCCUAAAACUGGAGUGGAGAAGCCCCUUGACCAGACGACCAUUAGCCUCCAAAUGGGAACCAACAAGGGGGCAACACAGGCUGGAAUGACAGCCCCAGGGACACGGAGACACAUUGUCGAUAACAAGCUGGGCACUGAAAAAUGUGACUCCAGUAUCGUGUCACUACAGAUGGGAACAAACCAGGGGGCCUCACAGAAAGGAAUGACUGUGUAUGGGCUGAGCCGCCAGGUAUUUGACCCCAAGUACUGCUCCAUUUCCAACUUCCCCAACGACGAUGGCAUCCUGUUGGCAAGUGGCUCGGAAUGCAGUGAGGGUGACUACCCAGCAGAGUACAAAUACAAUCAGCACACAGAUGCCAAUCGCCGCAGGCAAAUCUAUCAGGACUUUGAGUAAGAACAUAGUGAGACCGCUCAACAGACUGAUUUGUACAAAUGUGCAUCGCAGCCUUACAUACCCCUUCACCCAAUGCUCAGUACUAGGGCCCCAUCUACCAGGUGUUAAACCCUGGUCACAGCAGCACAGAACACUUCCCUGCCAAUGCACACUGCUGCAGAAACCUAUGGCCAGCUCCAGUGCCAAAAAUGAGUUGGCAGCUACGCCCAUUUUUCUAUCCAUCUGAGUCAGUGAUGGGCCAGCUAAUGAACUCUUAAAACAAUCGGAGAAAGCAGGCUAAUGCAAUCAUUGGCAAAAGGCCAUGAAACUAUUGGGUUAGAUCUAGUUUAAGAAGCUUCAAUGUAUCAGGUCUUGUAUAGCAAUCCCAAGUCUUCAGUAACAUACUCAGAAUGAGUUUCCCCCAAGUGCUAUUAUUAAACUCUGAUAUUUUGUACAAUACUGGAUAUCCAAUCCCAAUAUAUACAAUGUAAUUUACUGAUCCACCAUUCAUUCCCACUGUCCACCUGUCACAGUGACCCAUCAUUUAUUCCAACACUGCCAUGUUGUAUAAUUGACAGUAUGAUACUGGUGGAUUUAAAUAUACAAUCCCUGUAAAAGAUGGAUCAGUGCAAUGCCCAGUAUCACUGGGGAUGUGGGCUGUUUUGUCAAGCCAGCUUUGAUAAUUUGUUGAACUUCCAUCAUGGUAAAGUCUAUGCUGCUAAGCAAAAACUGAGAGAACCAUAAAGGGUUAAUCCAUCUUAAACAACUCAACAUUAAUCCAGUAGCUACAGCAAAAGCAGAAAAUGAUGGAUGUACUUUAGAAGCAGUUAGAUUAGUUUCUAGAAUUAGAAGUGCUUUCUUUUUUUUAAAAAAGGCGGUGCUUUAAGUAUCUAUACCCACUAUAACCACUAGUUGAAAAGAGAUCAAGAACUCCCUUUGCACAGAGACAUUUGCCUUUCCAAACUCAACAAACCCCCAGGUUUCGGCAUACAUCAGAGUCAGACUCUGCAAGAAGAGCACAGGCUGAGAUCAGGCCUUGGAACUUCCCUUCAGCCAGCUCACCAGUUGUACAGAACCACCCCCAACAAAAGGACGCAUUUUAAGUGUCAGGUAAACUGAGGGUAAUAUUUAUAUUCAAUAAAACUGUGAUAGCAUCAGCAGCAGGGCUAUAACAUGUACAAACAUUUUGUCACUUGGUUCAUUGUGAAGAUGCGAAUAAAAUGUAGCUGACCAAGGCCUGAAAUCAGAUGCAGCCAGUGAGCACCUCUCUCAUAACAGACCCUUAUCAGCUCAAAACUGGCCAUAACUGUCUCUGGCCAAGCUUCAGCUGCGUCCUGUCUCUCUGCACGGACCCAGCAAACACUGGGCGUAAGUAUCUGUACCAAUUUCCCAGUUUAAGGUCCACCUGGCUGCCACUGCAGAAUAAGUCAUCAGGUAGUGCAAGACUGAUAAAUAGAAUUACACUGGCGUUUAAUCAACAUAUCUGGAAACCUUCAGACACCAUCAAUUCUUUGUUUGAUGAACUGUGUUCAGGGCAAUGUGAUAGUUUGACACCAGUUACUGAACUGUUAACCAUCUCCUGUGACUAAUUAAAAGGCCUCUUACUGCAGGAAGCUUAAUGCGAAAUGUCUGUUGUUGUCCUACUCCAGAGCACACCAAGCUUAA
Messenger RNA from Pristis pectinata (smalltooth sawfish), 2820 nucleotides. It is a transcript of the gene cnn1b, whose product is annotated as calponin 1, basic, smooth muscle, b. Lineage: Eukaryota; Metazoa; Chordata; Chondrichthyes; Rhinopristiformes; Pristidae. Bases 103 to 1176 code for a protein of 357 amino acids. The transcript is spliced from 6 exons. The record is from RefSeq and is a predicted model, not a curated record. Gene Ontology annotation, molecular function: actin binding. Gene Ontology annotation, biological process: actomyosin structure organization.